CGCGCACAGCAGCGGGGCCGCGCAGCCACGGUGGGUCGGCGGGGCGGGUGGGGUCCCCCCGGCACCCCCGAGCAUCCCCCCGGUACCCCCUUCCCCGGCACCUCCCACCCACCCACCCCAGGGUCCCCAUCCCCAUCGGGGUCUUCCACGUCCUCUCCUCGGCUUAUCGGGGGAGGGGGGUAUCCCUGGGGGUCCUGCGUUGGGGGGGGGGGGAAUCUGUGCUGCCACCCCCCCCACGCGAUAUCCCCCUUUUCCCCUCGUCCCGCCGGCGCUGGGAGCGGCCCCGGGAGCCGAGCUCUUCCCCCGGCGCGGAGCGUGUUUUCUCUGCUCUUUCCUCGUUAUUUUUAUUCUUAGUUUUAUUUGGCAUUAUUUAUUUUUAACUCUUCUUCCAACCCCCAACCCCGCGCCCCUCUCCUCCACCCUGCCCGGGGAGUUGCGGGAUGGGGGUCCCGGCUCUGUCCCUACUCCCCCUCCCCGGGGGUCACCGCCAGCCGUAGGUGCCCCCCCCCCACCCCGCUAUGGGGCAGGGUGCUACGGGGCAGGGUACCAUGGGGUCGUCCGGGCCCCUCGGCCUGGCCGGGGCGCUGGCAGGGGACAUGGGGGUGACCCCGCUGCUGUUGGACCUGGGGCGCACGGUGCCCCCCGGGGGGGAUGCUCUGAGGCACGGCCGGGGCCUGGACUGCUGGGAGGUUCGGAACCGCAACAGCUCCGACUGGUGCCACUUCAUCCGGAGCAACCCCGACUGCCGGCUGGAGGGCGGGUUCCUCGACUACCUCCAGGGGGUCUUCUGUGUCUUCCCCCCCCGGCUGCUCCCCUUGGCCGUCACCCUCUACGCUCUCUGGCUCCUCUACCUGUUCAUCAUCCUCGGUGUGACAGCAGAGAAGUUCUUCUGCCCCAACUUAUCGGCCAUCUCCACCAACCUGAAGCUGUCCCACAACGUGGCAGGUGUCACCUUCCUGGCCUUUGGCAACGGGGCACCAGAUGUCUUCAGUGCUGUGGUGGCCUUCUCUGACCCCCGGACCGCCGGGCUGGCUGUUGGGGCUGUCUUUGGUGCUGGUGUGUUUGUCACCACGGUGGUGGCCGGGGGCAUCGCCCUGGUCAAGCCCUUCACAGCUGCCUCCAGACCCUUCCUCAGGGAUGUCAUCUUCUACAUGGUGGCCGUCUUCCUCACCUUCAUGGUCCUCUACUUCGGCAGGAUCACGCUGGGAGAGGCUCUGGGUUACCUGGGCCUCUAUGUCUUCUACGUCUUGGCCGUGGUGCUCUGCACCUGGAUCCACCGGCGGCAGAGGCAGGAAGGCCUGGCCCCCCCCAGGCCCUGGGAGCCAGAGAUGCCAACAGAUGCUGAGGAGCAGGAGUCGUUGGGCACAAACAGUGGGGACUAUGGUGAGGAGUACCGGCCCCUGCUGCCCUCCCAGGAGACCUCCCUGCGCAUCCUCACCAGGUCCCUCAGCCCCUUGGACUACCAGAGGUGGAGGAGGAAGCCCUGGUACUGGCGGCUCUUCAAGGUCUUCAAGGUGCCAGUGGAGCUGGUGCUGCUGCUCACUGUCCCUGUCGUGGACCCUGACAAGGAUGACCUGAACUGGAAGAGACCCCUCAACUGCCUGCACAUCCUCACCAGCCCCUUGCUCUGUGUCCUCACCCUGAAGUCGGGCAGCUACGGGCUAUACCAGAUCCAGGGCAUCUUCCCAGUCUGGGCACUGGUCACACUGGUUGGCUCUGUCCUGGCCAUCAUCAUCUUCCUCACCACAAGCAACGAGGAGCCACCCAAGUACCACUGUGUAUUUGCCUUCCUGGGGUUUCUAGCCAGCGCCAUGUGGAUCAAUGCUGCAGCCACCGAGCUGGUGAACAUCCUCCGGACCCUGGGGGUCAUCUUCCAGCUGAGCAACACCGUGCUGGGCUUGACACUGCUGGCCUGGGGCAACAGCAUCGGUGACACUUUCUCCGACCUCACCAUGGCCCGGCAGGGCUACCCCCGCAUGGCCUUCUCUGCCUGCUUCGGGGGCAUCAUCUUCAACAUCCUGGUCGGCGUGGGACUCGGCUGCCUGCUGCAGAUGACCAGCAGCCAGCUGGUGGUGAAGCUGGAACCUGACCCUGACAACCUCCUGGUCUGGAUCCUGGCCGGAGCCCUGGGGCUGAGCUUGGUCUUCUCCUUCGUGUCGGUGCCAGCACAGUGCUUCCAGCUGGGCAAGGCCUAUGGCAUCUGCCUCAUCCUCUACUACCUGGCCUUCCUCUGCCUGGCCCUGCUCACGGAGUUCAGGGUGAUCCAUCUCUCUGCCAUCUGACCAGCCCCACUGCCUCAGGAGAUGCACGUCCAGCCCUGGCUUGUCCCUCUGCCUCCCUGCUGGAUCAGGGCCUCGCUGUCCCCUCUCCCUGUCCCUGCCAGGGGGACAAGGGCACCUUGACCCUUGCCACAUGCUGGAGGCAUCACGUGCCAGCCCAGCCCUUGGCUGCUGGGGGGGUGGUUUGGUUGGUUGUGCUUCGGGAAAGGACAAGGAGCUGUUAGUCAUUAGCUGCCUCCUCUCCCCGCUCCGUUUAAUCCUGUUUAACUCACUGAGCAGGGAGGAGGUUAAGACCUCAGCUUCCUCCUGUCCUGGUGGCUGGGGCAGAGGGGAGGGCAGCUCCAGCCCAAGGUCACAACAGGAGAGGUUUUUACCUCUUCAACCACUUCACUUUCCCCUCCCUGCCUCCAUCCCAGCUGCUCCAGGACAGGGCUGAAGUGGUCACACUACUGAGCACGAGUUUCUCACGGCAGAGGACACAACACCUCCACCCUGGGGGUUUGAAACAGCAGCCCAGGCAAAGCCAGAUGGGGUUAAGGUGAGACAAAGCUCCAGGGCAGUGCCUGGUUUUAACCCAAGCAAAGCUGGAGGAAAAGACAAAAAACCCCAACGAACCAAGGGAAGUGCAUUUCCCCUCCUUUUUUUUUUUAAGCUGUUUUUCCAGGUGGGUUUCAGAGCCUGCUUUUCUCCUCCUCAGGGGUACAGAGCUGUAGGAAAGGACCAGGAGGUUUCCCACACACAGUGUGAACCUCUGGCAGGAGACUAGGUUUAGGCUAAAAAAAAAAUAAAUAGAAUAAUUUUUAAAAAUGGCAAUAAAAGACCCCAACACAAA
Apus apus (common swift) is the source of this 3111-nucleotide messenger RNA. It is a transcript of the gene SLC8B1, whose product is annotated as solute carrier family 8 member B1. Gene Ontology annotation, biological process: intracellular calcium ion homeostasis; calcium export from the mitochondrion. Gene Ontology annotation, cellular component: membrane. NCBI's taxonomy places the organism in Eukaryota, Metazoa, Chordata, Aves, Apodiformes, Apodidae. The record is from RefSeq and is a predicted model, not a curated record. Gene Ontology annotation, molecular function: calcium:sodium antiporter activity.